Henningerozyma blattae CBS 6284 is the source of this 2337-nucleotide messenger RNA. RefSeq lists its product as uncharacterized. The record is from RefSeq and is a predicted model, not a curated record. Bases 1 to 2337 code for a protein of 778 amino acids. NCBI's taxonomy places the organism in Eukaryota, Fungi, Ascomycota, Saccharomycetes, Saccharomycetales, Saccharomycetaceae. Gene Ontology annotation, molecular function: protein serine/threonine kinase activity; ATP binding. Gene Ontology annotation, biological process: intracellular monoatomic cation homeostasis; protein phosphorylation; intracellular signal transduction. The transcript has a single exon.
AUGCAUUCUCCGUUAAGCUCCCCCAUGCAUUCUCCACUACAUUCGCCAAGUAUGAAACCUUUAGCUAAAAUAAUCACUUCUACUAUCAAUCCAUCAAUGAUACCAGAUAUUUCUAAACUUUCAUUAAAUGAUGCAUCUUUAUCAAAGCAGAACACUUCAGAAACUAGCUAUAUAUCCGAUUUUCAAAACUAUCCUCCUCCACCUCAAUUGGCCAAUCAUUCAAAUUCUUCAAAUUUAGUACAUCCAAGCCAUCAUUUACGUAGGCCUUCUCAUAGAGAAAGUAAUGAUACUAUAUUAUGCGGUUCCAACGAUAUUAAUAGACAACCACCUUCUACUCCAAAACAUAUGGAGUGCAUCUCUCCUCAAAACUCCAAAAAGGAUAAUGAUUUAUUAGCUACUUCUGGUUCAUUAGAUUCCACUCCAAGAAAUAUCGAUGCCGUAUUGGAUCAUAAGAUUGUAUCAAGAAAACAUUCCAAAAGUCUUUCAAGAAAGCCUUCUUCUAAAAAUAAAAGCACAGAUGAAUUAUUUAAAACAUCAACCACUCAAAAUAAUAACCAACCAAAUCAAUUACCUCCUUUAUCAACAAAGAAAAAUAUUUCAAGAUCAAACUCGAUUAAAUCAAGAGACGGUACUCCUACAACUUGUAUACCAAAUGAAAAUACCGUCAUUAUUCAAGUGGAUAACUUUAAAGUUUAUAAAGAUGGUCAUCACGUUCAUGACUUAAAGAUUAGUCCAAUUUUACAAGAUAAUUUUAAUUCCGUGUCUUCAGCUUCAUCAACUUCUUCUAUUGAUAUAAAUGAAAAUAUACGACAGGGCAAACAAUCACAAUCACAACAACAUUCAAAUGAAACUGCUGUAAAACAAAAAUCAUCUUUAUUUUCUUUAUCAACUUUUUUCAAACCGCAUCAAAAAGAUUCAAAUGCUCCCUCUAUUGAAACGAUACCGAUGGAUGAUUUUUCUUUAGCAAAUGGGACUUCUCUUUUACCAAGGAAAUAUCUUUAUCAAUUAACAAACUCUGCUCCUUCAUCUUUUUUCAAUUUAAAUUGUUCAACUUCUUCAUCUUCAUCACCUUCAAAUUCAAAUUCAAAAAAUAAUUCUAAUGAAUCUUUAACCCUAAGCAAAAAGCAACAUUCAGAAACUGCCACUGAAGAUGAAAAGAAUUGUUCAUCGAAGAAUCCUAAAAUUGUUAAUCCAAUGGCUGCAGUAGGCCCAGAAGAAUUGAAACUAAUUAAUACAAUUUCCGAUCAAAUUCAUAAAAAAUUCCGUUAUUAUAAUCCAAAAUAUAGUAGUUCAUCAUCUUCAACUUCUCCUUCACCUCCAUUAACUUCUAAUCAAACUUUUAGUAAAGACCCUUCAAAGAGGAAAGGUGAGACUUUUAGUGAAUUAUAUGGUAAACCAAUUGCAAAAUUAGGUCAUGGUGCGUAUGGUGUCGUCAAAUUAUGUGCAAAACAAAAACCACAACGAUCUAUUAAUUAUCCUACUUAUUCGAGUAAUUCAAAAUAUUUCUUUGCAGUAAAAGAACUAAAACCAAGACCAAAUGAACCAUUGGAAAAAUUUUCGACAAGAAUCACUUCUGAAUUUAUUAUUGGUUUAUCUUUAAAUCGUUCAAAUGAUAAACAUAAGCCUCCAAAAAAUAUUCUGCAUAUUAUUGAUUUAAUGCAUAUAAAUGGAGCAUUCAUUGAGGUAAUGGAAUUUUGCCCUGCUGGUGAUUUAUAUUCCUUAUUAAUUAGAAAUUCAAAAAAUGGGUCUUCUUUACAUCCUUUAGAAGCCGAUUGCUUCAUGAAACAACUGCUACAUGGCGUUAAAUAUAUGCAUGAUCAUGGUGUUGCUCAUUGUGAUUUAAAACCUGAAAAUUUAUUACUAUACCCUUCAGGCUUAUUAAAAAUAUGUGAUUUUGGUACAAGUUGUGUUUUCCAAACUGCUUGGGAAAGACACCCACAUUCACAAUCGGGUGCAGUAGGUUCUGAGCCUUAUGUCGCACCAGAAGAAUUCAUACCGAGAAAUGAUUAUGAUCCAAGAUUGGUAGAUAGUUGGAGUUGUGGCGUCAUAUAUUGUUCUAUGGUACUGGGACACUAUUUAUGGAAGAUAGCUGUUCCUGAAAAGGAUUCUUUCUACAGUUCAUUCCUAGAUGAAUUAGAAUCAGACGAAGAAUUUUAUAUAUUCGAAGAGUUAAGACAUAUUAAUCACGACAUUAAUAGAUUUAGAAAAGUGGCCUUAUACAAGAUAUUCCAACCAAAUCCAAAGAAAAGGGUUUGUGUGGAUCAAGUUUUAUCCUCUUCUUGGAUGAAACACACUAGAUGCUGCAUUUCGUACAGAUCAAAUGAUAUUGAAAGAUAG